GUUUUGUUCCUUCAUGGCGUAGUAUUGGGUAGACUAGGUACAGUCGAUCUUUUGUGGAGGGUAUGGCCGCUUGACAUCUGUCUGAUCGCGCGGCAUCAAUCAAGCUUUCUGGUCAUAAAAGCUAGCCAUAGAUCACGCAUGCUUUGGUUUGGCCGCUGGCAUGGAAACGGAAUUCAGCCACGCCCACAUACGAUCUAGAGCUAGCUGCGUGCGCAGGUUAGCGGGAAAGAACCGAGGGUAUAGAGUAGGCAACAGCAAUGUCUCAGCAGGGCGCACAGCUACAGGGCUACAACAACGAGCUCAUAAAAUGCAUCGAGGACCUGAGUGCGAAGCGAGACGAGCUCCACAGGCAGAUCUUGCUGGAGGAAGAGGAGAAGCAGCGAGUCCAGCACGACCUCCACAUCAUCACUGAGCGACUGGCGGCCAUCAACGAGAGCCUGGCCCGGAAGAUUGCCAUCAGGAACGACUAUGACCGCACCAUCGCAGAGACGGAGGGCGCUUACAAAAAGAUUCUGGAGAGCUCCCAGUCACUGCUCCACGUGCUGAAGAGAGAGGGUACGACACUCAGAGACAAGGCUAGGGUUGACACUACUGCCUCCAAGCCAUCUUCUCUCCACAGAACUCAGUAGUGUCGACCUUCACUCCUGCACUCUCCACACACACAACAUAAUAAUUAAGUACACACUCACAUCCUGUCUUUGCUGUUGUCUCAAUGUCAU
Geodia barretti is the source of this 719-nucleotide messenger RNA. The record is from the annotation of a GenBank genome assembly. NCBI's taxonomy places the organism in Eukaryota, Metazoa, Porifera, Demospongiae, Tetractinellida, Geodiidae.